GUGGUGUUAUGUCCACCCUCUGCAGGGUGCAUUUACGAUCACUAAUUUGUUCGAAGUAUCACUGCUAAGUCUCGUCUCGAUCCAUGGAACCUCCGCCAAUGUCGUCCUUUCCUACAGUAGGUGUUCCGAAGCGAAAGGUAACCACCUGACGCCGACAGGUCUUCUCCCUCUGCUGUUGGUUUUUCUCAGUGCCCAUCUGCAGACCUCUUCCUCAUCUUUCCCGGUCUAUAACUUGGGGUCGAGUCCACGGCAGAAGCAACAGCAGGAGAGGAGGAGAAAGAAGAAGAAUAGAAAAAGAGAGGAGGAGGAGGAGGAAGAGGAGAGAAUGGGAAGCAAGGUGUUGAGAGCUGAGAGUGUGCUGAGGAUCUUGUCGCUGGUGUUCGCUGCCAUGGCUGCUCUUCUUGUAGGGUUGGACACGCAGACCAAGACAGUCUUCUUCGUCACCAGAACAGCCACUGUUAAGGACAUGGAUGCACUGUGGGUGAUGACCGUCGUCUUUUCCGUCGUUGCUGGGUAUCAUCUUCUCCAUCUCUUCAGGUGCAUGGCCUUCACUUGGCUGGGGAAGAAUCCAUGUCACUGUAACAAGUUUGUGGCAUGGUUGUACUUCGUCUUGGAUCAGGGAUCCACCUACGCCACGUUCGGGGCCACCAUGGCUGCGUUGCAGGCGGCGCUGGUGGGGUUGUUCGGCAUCGGCAGCCUCCAGUGGUCGAAGCUGUGCAACAUAUACACCAGGUUCUGCGACCAGAUCGCCGGCGGUAUAAUCUGCGGCUUGGUCGCGACGCUGGUCAUGGCCGUGGUCUCCGCCAUCUCCGCUCACCGCCUCUUCCAGCUCUAUCCUCGGACCCGCCGCUCCUCCCCGAAGUCCGCCGGCGGAGGGCGGCAGUGGCUGCUCUUUUGAGCUCGGACUCCCUCGUCUUACGGGUUUGGUUUAGGAUCCUAAGUGGAUGACGAUAUGGUAAGUAGGAGAAGCUAUGGAUAGUAGAAUGUGAGAUCAAUUAUGUUAUGAAGGGAAAUUACAAUUAGUGGUAUCUCAUCACAUCCA
Molecule: messenger RNA, 1042 nt
Organism: Musa acuminata AAA Group (dessert banana)
Lineage: Eukaryota; Viridiplantae; Streptophyta; Magnoliopsida; Zingiberales; Musaceae
Product: CASP-like protein 2C1
Exons: 4
Coding region: 326-898 (190 amino acids)
Source: RefSeq, a predicted model, not a curated record